This is a messenger RNA of Synchiropus splendidus (mandarinfish), 3076 nucleotides long. Its product is annotated as collectin-12-like. The record is from RefSeq and is a predicted model, not a curated record. Lineage: Eukaryota; Metazoa; Chordata; Actinopteri; Syngnathiformes; Callionymidae. The transcript is spliced from 10 exons. Gene Ontology annotation, molecular function: signaling receptor activity. The coding region runs from base 252 to 2462 and encodes 736 amino acids.
GUGAGGAGACGAGGCUCGUCCCAUCACAACUCGCUGAAAACUUCACAUCACUACUUCUAUACUACGACUGACCAACGAAGGACUGUGAACGGAAACAAUGGGACAUUAACUUUCAGCCCGGUGAUUUCAUUUGAGUGCGUUUAGUUGUUUGAAGCUCAUAAAGAAGGCAACAGUUUUCAAGUUAGCGCUGGAUGCUGAGAUGCUCAGACAGUGACAGCUUUUCUUCAGUCCUGAACGAGUUAUAAAACGCCAUGAAAGACGACUUUGCAGACGAGGAGGAAGUACAGUCUUUUGGAUACAAGAGGUUUGGAAUCCAGGAGGGCACCCAGUGCACCAAGUGUAAGAACGAAUGGGCACUGAAAGCUUCUAUAGCCCUUCUCUAUGUGCUCUGUACUCUCCUCACCAUCGCCGUCGCUGUACUCGGCUAUAAAGUUGUACAAAGAGUCGACAGUGUGUCUGAAGGGAUCGCAAACUAUGGAGGGAAGAUAAUGGAGGUGGAAACUGACUUGAAGAAAUUGGAUGAUCAAACUGGAGAAAAGUCAGAGAACACCUCGACAGAGAUCCAGGCCUUCAAGAACAACAUCUGGGCCCUACAGAGGCAGCUGUCUGAGGUGGAGGAACGCAUCCACAGUGAUCAAGUUAAGCUGAGUCAGCUGCAGGACAUUGGCUCCGACAUCCAAAGCAGCCACGGUUCCAUUCAGGGGAUUCUAGACAGCAACACAGCCACCCUGGGCUUUGUCAAUGGCACCUUGCAUUCCUAUGGAAGCAUCAUUGAGGGUCUGCAGGAUGAUACCAUGCGGCUGCAGCGGGAGCUCCAGCAGCAAGUGACAUUCCAGAGUCAGGCUUUGCUCAGCAUCAGCGGCCUGAACUUGACGCAGGCUCAGCAGCGCGGCCUCAUCGCUGCUCUGCACCGCUCUGUAGAAGAUACGAGUGUUGCAAUACAAAAAAUGCGCAAUGACUAUCAAAGCCUGGAGCAGGCGACCAGACAGACGCGCUCUGAUACGGACUGGCUUCGGAAUAAAGUGGAAAACCUGCAGAUUUUGGCAAGCAACGCUUCCAUUCUGGCCAAGGCCAACAACGACAGUCUGGAGGAGGCCAGUUCUCAGCUCACUUUAAUGUCCGCUCAGCUGCAAAACACCAGCAGUCUCACUGAGUCACAUGAUCAGACCCUCAGGGAGCUCGUGGACCAUCAGAGAGACUUUGGCAACCUGACGUCCUCAAAAUUUGACAGACUGGAGGUGCGACUGGCCCAGUCAGAGCAGAGUAUAGACCGGGUGACUGGCAACAUCAGCUUUACCACACAGCUCCUCGGCUCCAUCAACCUGAACCUCAAUGACUUGCGAUCCUGUUCGGAGACGGUUGGCCGUCACUCUGACUUCCUGCUCAACCUGAACAGCACUUUGGCUGAUGUUAGGACGGAUUCUGCUGGUUUGAAAUCCCAACAAGAGGACCUGGCGUCACGUCUGGAUAAAGAGGUCACCAAUCUCUCGAUUGUUAUGGAGGAGAUGAAGCUGGUAGACACCAAACACUCUCAGCUCAUCACUAACUUCACAAUUUUACAAGGUCCGCCUGGUCCCAGAGGACCAAAGGGCGACAAAGGACCCCAGGGACCAGCUGGUCAACCAGGCCAGAAGGGAGAAAAGGGAGAGAAAGGUGUCUCAGGUUUACGUGGAGCAAAAGGAGAACAGGGUGCCCCUGGACCAACUGGUUUGACAGGGUUGAAAGGUUUCCCAGGAGUGCCCGGUAAUCCUGGAUCAAAGGGUCCUCGAGGUUCUGGAGGCAGGGCAGGACCUGCUGGAGCUAAAGGAGAGCCUGGUACUGCUGGUUUACCAGGACGAGACGGACAGCCUGGCACAGAGGGGGCAAUGGGUCCACCAGGUAUGAGAGGCCCGUUGGGACCACCGGGAGAGCAGGGUCCGAGGGGAUUGCCUGGACCAGUCGGGCCUCCAGGACCACCUGGGGCUCCGGGACAACCAGGAAUGGUUGUACGAAUUCCAGUUCCAUUGGGUCCUGUGUCCCUGCAGGAUGAGGCAGUGGCACCAACGCUGUGGGCCCCAGGUUGCCCUGCUGAGUGGCUCAACUACAGAGACAAGUGCUACUUCUUCUCAAAAGACCUUCAAGGUUUCGAUGACGCAAAGAGAACAUGUGCGUCAAGCUCUGCUUCUCUCUUGAUCAUCAACGAUUUGGAAGAGCAGAAAUGGGUGAAAAAGCAAAUCUCUGGAAAAGGUUACCUCUGGAUCGGUCUUACCGACAGAGAUGAGGAGAAUGUGUGGCGCUGGCUGGAUGGGACUCAACCUACAUUCACGAAGUGGAAGCCCGGCCAGCCAGACAACUGGAACCAUGGCCAUGAGUCAGGAGAGGACUGUGCUGGUCUUGUCCAUGAUGGAUUAUGGAAUGAUUUCUUCUGUGAAGACCUAAUUAGCUUUAUCUGUGAGAAGGAAAUGAAGACCUCAGGAUUGUAGCGUCGUCGAGAGAAUGGUCUUCUAUAGAGCAGCUAAAAUGAAACCACAUGGCACUGGUCCACCUAUUUGGUACUGGAGAGUUCAAACACGGAUGUAUGUGACUGGCCUGAGACAGCGAGAGUCUCUCCUCCUCCAGAUGUUCACCAGCAAGUGCAAUAACUGCAGGGCAACCAAUGAGGGAUGUGUUUCAUAUAUUUUUGUAAACUGAACGAAUCACUACAUGUUUCAUAUAUUUUAAUAUGAGGAAAAGACAUUUUAUAAUUCUGUAUACCAUGUGCAACUGAAUAUAUGAAUGUAUAUUUUAUUAUUACAAGUUUAGAUUUGUAUAAAUCCAAAGGAACCUACAUUCAAUCAGAUCUUAGUCUCUUGAGCGAAGAAUAAAAGGUGCUGAAUUAUGGAAAUAUGCGUCACAGAAUCUCCAUUUAACCUCUUUGUCACUGUGUAGAGUUCUCAUUUAAACACGCAGAGUCUGGGAGACUGACAGUUUUCACGCUCCACACUCAACUGUCGUAGAUCUACUUUUAAUUCUGUGUUCUGUUGAAGGAAAAAACCAAUAUGACAUUUUCUGCACUCAGGUACAAACUGUUGGAAAAUGAAAGAAAUAAAGGUGUAAA